AUACCUGUGUCAUCUAAGAGCCCGUGUCAUACCAGUGUCAUCUAAGAGCCCGUGUCAUACCAGUGUUACUUGCCGUUAUGAUGUGCUACUAUGAGUCUUGUCACUUACUGCUUUAAAAGAGACAUAACUUAUAAAUAAUAAUGUUGCCUCACCUUAGUGUUAUUUAUGCGGCCUAAGUGAACAUUACAUAGUGACGUAAUAUAUUGAAUAGUGACCCUGAACACCAAGAGGAACAAGAUAUUUCACACUGUUUCAUACUUUGUCACUUUGUUUCGUAAGAUAAAUUCGGUUUUGGUGUUAUUCGUUUAUAUGAGAUAAUAAUAAUUGAAGAACUAUUUCAGACGUCCAUGUGUGGCCUCGCUAAAGUCAUCCUAUUAAUUCUAAAGUGAGUUUGAUGGAUGUGUAUCUAGAGGUUGAAGGAAGGUCUCGGUAUAUAACGUUACCUGUUAUUAAGGACAGUGCGGAUACAGCAUACUAAACCUUCGGUACACAAGGAGGCAGCAUGGCCGGUACUACACUUAACUGCCUUCAUUUCCCCAAUUUAUAAAACACGGGCGAGGUGUGGGAGGCAGACGACUCAACUCUUCCUGGCAGCAUCUCUUGCCUGUGGUCUCUCAACUCGACAAGAAAUUAAUUAAAAAUUAUACUAGAAAUACAAUGGAAAAGUGUGACGUGAUCUCAUUUUAAACAAUUUUACAUACAUGAUUGAAGUUAAUAAUGACAACUUGAACAUACUUCUUGAGUCACACGAAAAUAAAGUGUGAUUAGUGCCUAUAAAGGAUUUAUUUUAGACUUAGAGAGUACUGAAGAAAAAAUACUUGUUCUUUUGUGUCAUUUGCAUCGGAGUGAGUGUGAGUGAAGGUGUGCUGGUGACGUUGAUGGUGAGCGGUGGUGGAGGGUUCCUGGUGACAUGGGGCACACAGCCUUGCAUCAGCCGGGCUAAGUCUCAAGAGACGUGGUGCUCGCUGUGGCUAUGUUGGCCUCGGCGGGCGUGGCAAGUCCAACACCAUCCCUACACCCUCUCUUCAACAUAUCCCACGCCGCCAAGUUGAUUUUGCAGCCCUCUGAAGCCGCCCACACCCCAGCUGAGGGCGCACAAGGACCAAUGGUAGGCACUGACUCUGCUUUGGUAACGGUGGAUCCGGUUAACUACACAGUGCUCGGUGAUGGAGGGGUGGAGACCGGUGGGAGUGCUCUUUAUAUGCUGUUUACGACGGUGCUGGUGGUGCUAGUGCUGCUUAUGAUCAUCGUGGGUACUGUUGUGGGAAACUUGCUUGUGUGCGUCGCCGUCUGCCUCGUCAGGAAACUCAGGAGGCCAUACAACUAUCUACUUGUUAGUUUGGCAGUGUCAGAUCUGUGUGUGGCACUGUUGGUCAUGCCCAUGGCUCUGUUACAUGAACUGUUGGGCGAAUGGCAGUUCGGACAGUUAGCCUGCGACGUGUGGGUGUCGUUUGACGUAUUAUCCUGCACUGCCAGCAUCCUCAACCUGUGUAUGAUUAGCGUGGACAGAUACUUGGCCAUCACCAGACCUCUGGAGUAUGGUGUUAAGCGGACUCCUCGUAGGAUGGUGGCUUACAUCGCCUUUGUCUGGCUCGGGGCGGCCUUCAUUAGCGUUCCGCCCAUCCUCAUACUCGGCAACGAGCACGGGGACGGCUCCAUCUGCGAGGUCUGCCAAAAUUUUUGGUACCAAAUCUAUGCCACCUUCGGCUCCUUCUACAUUCCCCUAACAGUGAUGGUCAUCGUUUACUACAAGAUCUUCUGCGCCGCCAAGAGGAUCGUCGACGAGGAACGGAAGGCCCAGGCGCACCUUCGUCUGGUGGAAGAAGCUGAAGCAGACGCCCGGGCCUCUACUGCUGUGCUUGGAUCAUACACUCAGCUUAAACCAGUGUCCAGGUACAGCGUGGUGGAGGUCAACAAUGGUGGUGUGGAGACCAGGUUGGCUCCUGAGGCUCCACCUUUAUCUUCCAAAGACGAGACAGGCAGCCUACUGGGGCCAGAUAGUCCACAUCACCUGGAGGAUGAGAGUGUGAUGUCCGCUCAGUGUGGACACAAAACUAAUUCUAUGGUGCCGCCCCGCCUGGUGGUGUGCAGCUCUUCGGUGUCGUCGGCCGCCUCCGCUGACUCCACCACCGGCUCUCGUUGGUCACUCUGUGAGACCAACGGUAAGGCCCACCCGCCCAACGCCAAUGCCGGCGCUCGCACGCCCACGCAGCCACAACACGGCCAUAACUGUUACAACGCCUGCCAGUCUACCAACGGUUCUGGCACCAAUGGCUCGCCCAGGAAACGCAGUCAUCCGCCUAAAAUCAAGUUGAAGUUUGCGUUGGCUAAGGAACGCAAGGCGUCCACUACGUUAGGGAUCAUCAUGAGCGCGUUUGUGGUGUGUUGGCUGCCGUUCUUCGUGUUGGCCCUGGUGCGUCCCUUCAAGAAGCCCUCGGCCAUCCCUGCCUGGAUAUCCUCUCUCUUCCUCUGGCUCGGGUACACUAACUCUCUCCUCAACCCCAUCAUCUACGCGACACUCAACAAGGAUUUCAGGAAGCCGUUUCAGGAGAUCUUGUGCCUGCGGUGUGCCUCACUCAACCUGCUGAUGCGGGAAGAAUUCUACCACUCACAGUAUGGCGGCCCGGACACCCCCACACUCUCCGCUGUCAGGACACACACACACACUAACCCCAGGAACUCCUCAGAGAUACACCUAGCCAUCGCUGACCCUCGGGAGGCCAGUAUCUCGGAAGAGGCUCACGAGUCCAAGAUAUGAGACUCCCAGGAAGGAUUGAUUGCUUCAGCCUCCCAGGAGUCGAAACGAACUUCUGAAGGUGAUGAGUUAUUGUUGUAAGGCAAAGAGAGAACUGAUUUAGAAGUGCGCUCACACACGCACACACACACAUAAACACACGCGCACACUCACACAUACACACACAAACAAGCGCACACACACACACACACACACACACACACACACACACACACACACACACACACACACACACACACACACACACACACACACACACACACAUGUAAGCAGAACCAAUUGUCUUACACAUUAUUUAAACUGCUCUGAAUGUACCGGAGACAUCAAGACUCACUGCUAGGAGGUACUGGGAGAAGAUUCCCCUCAUCAUGACCACUGACUAUCCACACAGGGCGGCAACUUCUCUACCCGGGAGUAUCUUAGUAUUUUACCUUUGUAACAGGUAAAAAGAAUUACGUAUUGAAGAACAGUCUUCCUGGUACUGGAGAACAGUCAUCCCGGUACUGGAGAGCAGUCAUCCCGGUACUGGAGAACAGUCAUCCCGGUACUGGAGAACAGUCAUCCCGGUACUGGAGAACAGUCAUCCCGGUACUGGAGAACAGUCAUCCCGGUACUGAAAGUGUGUGUGUGUUUAAACGGGACUCAAACCUAUGCGUGUCUCUACGGCCAAGUCCUGCUGAAAGUUGAUGACCAGAGGCACGAGAAGAAAAUAUAAUGUUGAUGAAGAAAACGUUUGAACACUCGUACCUAGAGACACUUGGGAGUAAUCAGAGUACAGUGUCCGGGUCAUUAACGUGAGUGUAGUACUAUGGACUCUAAACCUCCUUAGAGUCCUAGUACUCCAACUACCGAGGAGCUUCACGUCUGUGUUAACAUUACAACAAGAUACAUAACGAUGAUCUAUACAUUAUUGUUUUGUGCUAAAAUGGACUAAUUGAGUUACUUUUCUAAUACUAUGAAAUAUUUCGAAUUGAAAGAUGUGCAAGAACUAAAUAUUAUGUCAGAAAGUUUACUAAAGCUUCUAGGAUGAUGAAACUGUUACGGCUGAACGAGAAAUCAUUGUCUUUCGUGAAACCAAAGAUGAGAUGAGUUAGUAUUAGAAGCAAUAAGAACUUAUGUAUAUCAAGAAUUGGCCAGUAAGUGUCUGUGGUAAGGAAAUAUAUACUGUACUCGCAAAGGAAAGUGACAUGGUGGUACCUGACUCACUCAUAAUAAAGGAUUUACAGAUUGAAGAACCUGUUGCAGAGUCAUGAAAACAGCCAACAAUAUGUUCCUAAAUUCAAGGAUAAACUAACCGAUAGAAAAACAAUAUGAAUCCAUAUUUAAUCAUUAUAUUACAUGCUAGUAUUUUCUCGUGAGCAUAUUACAGGGAAGAAGUACCUCAAGGUGUACUUGUAAUACCCUAUCAGUUAAUAUUUGGUGUAAUUAUAUAGAGUAAAAUAGUAAUUGGAUAAACUUGUACGUCAUUGGUGUGUCAGCAGUGAAGCUAGAUGAAGCUUGUUAAGCUCUGAAUGUCAUCACGAGAAGUCAGAAGACAUAAAAGAUGACCUAAUGACCUAUAAUAUGUCUUGUGUGCAUUAAACAAAGACAUAAUCAAAUAGAUCUUUAAAACUCAACUUUACGGUGUUCUCUCAUACAAGAUAAACCAUAAUGCAUUUCUAUUAUAAGCCUUUGUUGUUCCUUCUAUAUGUGACCUUACUAUUGAUGUUUGUUUGUUGGUUUGUGAGCACUGUGGUUCAGGGUGUGUAAGUGAUUGGUGGUGUUUGUACGGUACUCCAGUAAUCGUCAGUAUUAAGGUUACACGGAAGACAAUGAAACAGGAGACUGAAUGUAUAGCCCUGAGUAUAUCAUAAGUGUGUCAAUGUUGUGUAUCUGAUCCUUUGAGUGUGUUAAUCGCCUUCACUGAUCAUUGUCAUUGGUUCAGGCUUCAGUCAGGUCAUUCUUCACAUUUAAAACAACAACCACAACGCCUAUGAUGAUGGUGUGAUUCUUUUUAUUUAACAUUAUUUUGUCACAAGGAGGGGAAUGAAAUGCUGAUACGUGUAGAGUUCACAAGCUGCCGUCAGACAAUAGGAACUGCACAAGUUUCGACAAAUUCUAUUACUUUUUGUGGAUAUUAUGAAUUGUUGUAUAAUUUUAACCCGUCGUAAUGUUGGCAUUUUUUCAACAAGGAGCCAGAAAACUUUAUUAAUAGUAUUUGGUAUUGUCACUUCUCCCGAUAUCAAGAAUUACGAUGAUAUUGAACACAAGAAGAAUGCCCACUGUCCUUAGGGAUGAGUGAUGGUAAGGCAGCUCUUUCUCUCCUAUUGUCUGUUUUGUACAUAUUAAUAAGAGCUACUGUAUGUAUAGGAAAAUCCCGAGCAAGUCAAAGGGGAAGAAAAAAUAAUAAUAUGCUAGAUAGUAAUGAAUGGAAAACUUAUACACGAGGAUGAUUUUAUUUAUACAUUGGGAGAACUCUGUGUGUGUCUCCCGUGGAAUGGUGGUUAGACACUAUCUUGACGUCAGAUUCACAAACUAUAAGUCACCGCGUCAAGACUCAUUUAAAUGUUUUUCACUUCACAAGAAACUGAUACAAAUAUUAGAAGCAGCCUUUACUCCCACACGGUCUAGGGACAGUUAAUUUAUUGCCUGCUUCAUAAUUUGUUACCAUGUGUGAAGUUGAUGUUUAUAAUUGUACCUGAAGUUACAGGGAGUUUCAGAAUCGGAAUAGGUACUUUAACUGUGGUCAUGAUUUAGUCAUAGUUCAAUUUAUAGUCACAGAAUUUUUUUAAUUCAACAGAAAAUUCCGUAAUACGAGGUAAAACGUGGUUCAUUAAUAUGGUCUGGGGGAAAUUGGACGAGUUUGAGGAAUUCAUGUGUGUGUGUGUGUGUGUGUGUGUGUGCUCUGCCAGGAAGAAGUUUCAUGGAUAUCACUAAUUCUACACUUGAUGAUCUUAGGCUGAUCUUUGGAUCAUAUACGAUGAAGUACAGUAAUUUCUCGCAGCUUUCCCUCACCAGCAACAACCUAACUUUGAGCUUCAUGUUGCCAGCGUCACUAAAGAUUUAUCCUCAGUGUUGGUUAUUAACUUUCGACUCAUAGAGGCUGUGGGGCGUUAACAGUGUAGUAAGAAAUAAUUAUCUGUGUUACCUUGCAGGCUCUUUACGCCCACGUCUGUUUUGCUGGGUCAGUCAUUGUCCUGUACAUAAUGAAUCGUAAAACUAAUCACUAAGACGGUGAUCACGUUAUGGUAGUGUACAUAGAGUGUUGUUGGUAUUUACCCACCGUUAAGUCAUCUAGACGAGGUAAAUAUUGCGUUUAUAUUAACAUGAUCAUCCUCAGUGUGUGUGGCCGCCUCCUGACUCACCUUCUACGUGACCCUGUUGUAGUUUGGUCUCCGAACAGGUCACUUCCGUUCAUAAGUGUGAGACAAUAGACUGUUGGCUGAGUUGCGACUUGUUAAUGAGUCUCGGUCUAGUUUUCUAUUAAAGUCAGAAUAUGCGAACAAGGUGGAAACAAUCAGUGCAUUGUUUACACUCGAUUUAAGGUCAGACAGAAGGGUAAGUUUAAAGCAGGAGAUGAGGUUACACUUCAGACAAGGAUUAAGGUAUUAAACUUCUGGUAAGGAUCUAGGAGGAACUUCGUAUGAGUCUCGAGUAAGCUUCAUUCAGUGGUUCAUUUUAAACUUUACACAGGGAAUUAAGGGAAAGUCCAUGUAAGGGUGUAGGGAAAAACUUCAUGGUAGGGUGACGGCGAGGCUUCAGAAAUCAAUAGAGUGGAAGCUGAGAUCAACACGAAAGUGAUUCUUCUUAGGGGGAUAUUUAGUCUCGUUCAGCAACUAUUAUUAACGAUAGGACAAACGCCAAAGAUAAUGAGAAAAAUCAUUGUGUAACAUAAAAUAAUUGCCCUCUGUAUAUAACCAAUUGUAUCCCUUGUAUAUUAAAAGUGUGUCGGCAUAUUGUAAGCCUUCGCUGGUAACUAUCUGGCAUAUUUUGUGAUACUCUCUACACCCUCGUAAGAAGGGAUACAUCAUUUGUAGUACCAUGAACGUAUUUGCUCAUUCUAGGGCAUAAAAAGUCCUGUAGUGUUUCCCGCCAUUAGUGCGAGCAUAGCUAACUGGGUAGACUGCGAGUUACCUGCGCGCGCACAUCAUCACCUUCCACAAUUACUUUUCUCUUGGACCAGCACGUCAACGGAGACUGGCCAGGGUCACUUGAGAGGAGAGGAUAAGUGGUAUUAAAAUAUAGGUUUCAUUUUAUUACAUUUUCUCCCAUAAGGUGGCCGAGGGACACGUGUUUGUUGUGGUGGCCGCGUCGCUCCCAUAAAGAGAAGACAUUUUCAGAGAACAGUAAAUUAUGUACAUGACAUUUUUUCCUCACUUUUACUCUCGUGUGCAGUUUCUUGCGCUACACUAACGAGCCUCACUGUAUGCUGUAUAGUAUUGUAUGAUACACUUGGAUAUAUGAAGCAUGUUUCUUUAAGUGUCAUAUAACGUCUUUAUUCUUAUUCUCCCGUGUAAGGGGGAUUUAGAUGUACUUUAGAAGGGAAAAAAAAGGCUAAGCUUCUGAGGCCAGUAUCUCACUAUUACCAUAAAGCUCUGAAUGCCUCGGUAAUAUACCAAAUCACACAAGAAGUCUUUCAAAGUAGACUCGUUCUGACAGGUGCUUCUCUCGCUACCUUUAAGCUGCCCGGUAGACGGUUCCAGGAUAGCCUACUUUAGGUCGUUACCAUUCACUAGUCAUUACCUUUACUUUACAAUUUUGUUUUUCAUUAUAAUUAUCCCACUAUAAUUUAAUUAAACGUCCUUAAAUGACAGGUAAGUAUCGGUCAAUGGGAUGAGAUGACUCAGUAUUAGCCAUUGUAUAAUAUCUUCGUUGCUGUUUUCAUGAUAUUAAGUGUUUAUGAAGAUGACAGAAGCUCACUACAGCUUUACCGGUUCAUGUUACUUGUGCGUGUCAGACUCACAGUUGUAUGUUUCUAUGCUUGACCAACAUGAUAUAAUCUUUAUUUUCACUUUAUUAUGUUCACUUGUAGUUGAUAGUUUAAUGUAUGUUAGUUAUACAAUAUGUUGUAGACAAUACCUGUAUAAUGUAAACAACUUUGUCCAGAAGAUGUUUUUAACCCUCCCCGUGAAGCGAUGUACAGUAAAGUAUAUUGGAGAUGUGUGUGUGUGUGUGUGUGUGUGUGUGUGUGUGUGUUAGAUGUGUCACGUGGAGGAUAUCCUUACUUUUAUUGUAUGUUUGUACAACUACAAACAAUAGAGAAGCUUAUUUCCCUAUUUGUCAAUCUUUGCAUAUGAUAUCAGGCUUUAAUAAUCCAUUCUAGAAAAAACUAUUAGUCCUGUAGAGUCAUAACUGUAUUAGAAGAAUUAUCAUUAUACGGACGAGUGCCGCCUGCUGAGCGAGGGAGUAGUGGUGCUGUGUUGACGACUGGUAGUCAAUCUCCUCUUUGAUUGAAGGUUAAUAAUUUUUCGUCCUGCAAAGUAGUGGGAUUCUCAUUAUUUAUUCAUAAUUUCAUUUUUUUUAAUAAUGCAUAUAUCUGUAUAUCUAUUGUUUUCUGUAUGUACAGUACAUCUUAUAAAUGAAUAUAUAUAUAUAUAUAUAUAUAUAUAUAUAUAUAUAUAUAUAUAUAUAUAUAUAUAUAUAUAUAUAUAUAUAUAUAUAUAUAUAUAAUUUUUCAAAUUGGGCAAACAUCAUAGAUUUUGAUAAUUUAUAUAAUAUUAUUGACCUCAUGAGUCAUAAUUUUAAUAUGUUUACGUUUGUAUGGGAGAGACACGACACAGUGUGGGUGAGGUCUGGUGUUGUCUCUCUUGCUGGCCUACAGUACAGUACAUGAGCCAGUGAUGGGACCAACCUCUUAAUGGUUUAAACUAUAUGAAAAACAACUAACCAGAACUAUAGAAUAAGACGCGAGGGUUAUGAAAUAAUAACCACCAAGAGUCAAACAAAACUAUAGUUAUAAAACGUGUGAACACAAACUGGCCAGUGUUAUAAGUAUGAACAACAGGACCUUGGGGCUGACCAUUAGUCUCACACUACAAAUCAAUAAAUUGUUUAACAUUAUUUAGAAUUAUGCGUUAGAAUUAACCAUAUGACUCUCUUACUGAGUAUAAUUUCAGUCGAGAAUAAAACAUCUUUCUCGAUGUUAAACUAACUUGUUGUAAGUCUUACACCUUCACCUUGUUUUGAGUUCCAUCUUAAUGUUUUUACAUGAAAUAGAAUGUUAAAGUAACCCGUGAUUGUUAUAUUUUUUAAGAGUUUCCUAAGUCUUAGAGUUUAUCACACUGCUAGUAGUGAUGCAAGUUAAGCCAGGGGGUGACGACACCUUGUCAUCAGCUGUAGCCGUAUUGAUAAACUAUUAUAUUACACCUCCAUGCUGGUUCUGUUUGGUUAAGGCGUUGUCUGCAUCACAAUGAUGUAAUAUUUCACCUCUUCAAGUAAGCGGGGGACGACGAGGUUAAUUUAGCAAGAGGUGGAGAUAGUUCCUGACUUGUCCGCAAGAGAGGUGACAACAGUGUGUUAUGUAUGUGGUUGAUUUUUGUAAUAUAUAUAUAUAAUUGUUUUGUGCCAGAGAUAUAUAUAUAUCAUUGUCCUGUACAGCAGUGGUGUCUAUGUCGACGGCAUAUUUUACAAGACAUUCCCAAAGAAAAAUGAAUAUGUUUUUCCUUCCCACUGAAUGAUGUUUGUAGUAGGCAUUAUAAACGUCCAGACGAGAAUGUGCUGCAGUACUUGGUGUAGUCACUUGGCAACAAAAUAAAGUAUUUUUGUACUUC
Messenger RNA from Homarus americanus (American lobster), 9504 nucleotides. RefSeq names its product 5-hydroxytryptamine receptor 1-like. Gene Ontology annotation, molecular function: G protein-coupled amine receptor activity. Gene Ontology annotation, biological process: adenylate cyclase-activating adrenergic receptor signaling pathway. The record is from RefSeq and is a predicted model, not a curated record. Gene Ontology annotation, cellular component: membrane. The transcript is spliced from 9 exons. Lineage: Eukaryota; Metazoa; Arthropoda; Malacostraca; Decapoda; Nephropidae. Bases 974 to 2758 code for a protein of 594 amino acids.